AUUCAGUUUUUCCCUCUUUUUUCGGCGUCUUUUCAACGAACAACAUGUCUGGCGGAGGUCAUCGAUCCAAUCAUCUCCAUUUGGUGUCCGAUCCCGAUCCUCCCCAAGAAUUUGUAGUGGAGAAGAUCGUGGGCAAGCGCUUCGUCGGUGGGCGUCCCCAUGUCCUGGUAAAAUGGGUUGGCUUUUCCGACAGGGACAACUCCUGGGAGCCAUUGGAAAACGUUGGCAACUGCAUGGGCCUUGUCUCGGAUUUCGAAGCGGAGCUCUUCAGACGGCACAAUGCGCAGGACAUCCUGGUCGGCCUCGAAAAGGACUCGAUAUUAAGUCCCAGCACCAGUGCUUCCCGGACAUCAACAAAAAACCCCAAACAAGUCAGGAAUACGCAAAAGUCAAAGAAGGUUAAGGAUUUACCGAAGAAAGGCAGGCCAGCAGUGGGCAAAGUGGCUGGUCCAAAACAAAGUAUUAAGAAUCUACCCAAAACUUAUAAGGAGAGUCCCAGUCCGAGCUGUGCUAGCAAUGUUUCUGGGGAAACUUUCAACCGCAAACCACCUGGUUCGCCCAAGCACAUGGUAAAAAACCCCAUUCAAUUCGAGCAUUCUAGAGUCCUCCGCUUAAGCGAAUCCAGUGACGAUGACACACCAUUAGCAGUAGUAUUACAGCACGAACGGGCACCCAAACAAGAAACCCCAGGUCGAUUGGUGCCUGCUUUCCAGAAACUCGUUAUGCCACCACCAAGUGCCAGUGUUCCACCGCAACAAUCUAAAGAUACAGAGCCACUUCAGAAUGAUAUCAUAGAAUGCGAUUCGGAUACGUCCUCCAGCUCUUCGGAGACCUCAAGCACAUCAAGUUCGAGCUCCUCCUCAUCGUCUUCGUCCUCCGGAAGCGAUGAAAAUAACCAAUCUCUGGACACAAUAAGGGAGCAGGCUCGCAAGUGGGAAGCCGAAAAGCGUGUGGUCAAAUUUGGCGGUUUAAUGGAUGACCAAAUGGCCAAAUCCCUUGGCCCACCGAAAUUAAUAACAGCCGACGACGAUGAUCCCAUUGAUUCAGAGCUACAGCGCAUACACGGCAAUCUUGCCCAGCAGCCGAGCAACUGGAACUUCCCCGAGCCAGUGAUGCAGCCGCCAGAAAAGUCAAUAAAAUCCAGCCAACCAAUGAUGCGCCGCAAGAGUCAGGCUGUGUGUAACAAGGAGGUGGCCAAACUGCAGCAGAUAACCGAUGCCCAGACACCCGGCUGCUCCAAGAUCAUCAAGACGGAGCCGCUAGGUUCGCCGGAGGAGCUGCAGGCUAGCGGCAAACGGCCCUCUGCCAGCGAAAGCCUCAAGUCCGAAAAGUAUUUCGGGGACUGGAGAGUGCCGGAGCGCAAGGCACCCUUCGGAUUGGCCCGUGGUCUGGAGCUGGAAAAAGUACACCACAGUUUUCAGGUGCACGACAAGUUCUUUCUGUUCGUCACCUGGAAGGGCUGCACUAUUAUGGAUGCUGUACUCAUAGAAGACAUCAAGAAUUUAUACCCAAUGCAUUUGAUCGAAUACUUUGAGAGCCUGAAGAUCGUCGGCGACGAAGUAGUUGCUCCCAACUAAGCCAAAAGAUGUCUAGUACCUACCUGGUUUGUACAACUGUUUGACCAGAAGCCGGCAUUCUCAUCGUAAAACAUAAUCACAUGCAAGUUCAGGGUCAUGACAUAUUAACUGGAAUGAACUCAAACGAGAUUAGUAACUAUAUUUUGUUUUUUAUAUCUUAUUUUUUCAUCUAAACUACUUCAUUAUCUAUGUUAAGCUUAGAAGCUAGAACUUAAGCUGAAAAGAUUUAUGUUUUCCAUACAUGUUAAAAAAUGUACCUAUCUAUGGUAUUAGUUUAACCGUAACACGAUACUCAACCUAAUGUCCAAUGAAAUCUUUGACAUCUGA
Molecule: messenger RNA, 1904 nt
Organism: Drosophila elegans
Lineage: Eukaryota; Metazoa; Arthropoda; Insecta; Diptera; Drosophilidae
Product: serine/arginine repetitive matrix protein 2
Exons: 3
Coding region: 45-1577 (510 amino acids)
Biological process (GO): negative regulation of transcription by RNA polymerase II; chromatin organization
Cellular component (GO): pericentric heterochromatin
Molecular function (GO): chromatin binding
Source: RefSeq, a predicted model, not a curated record